AUGUGUGCACAUGAAGGAACAGAUUUAGAAGAUAUGACGAUGUAUCGACAAUUGGUAGGUAGUUUGAUUUAUUUAACUCAGACUCGACCUGAUAUUUCUUUUGCAGUUGAUGUGACGAGUCGCUACAUGCAUAAUCCAAAGAAGCAUCACAUGGAGGCUGUUUGGCGAAUACUAAGAUAUGUGAAAAGUACAAUUGAUUCUGGUCUUUUGUACAAGAAAGUUGAAGAAUGCGAGCUGGUCGGAUAUUGUGACUCUGACUAUGGAGGGGACCAUGAUACUCGUCAUUCAACUACUGGUUUUGUGUUUAAGCUUGGAGCUGGAGCAAUUUCUUGGUGCAGCAAAAGGCAACCAACAGUUUCGAUGUCAACAACACAAGCAGAGUAUCGAGUAGCAGCAGUUGCAGCUCAAGAAAGUACAUGGCUUAUGCAGUUGAUGAAGGAUUUGCAACAACCAGUUAGACAUGUUGUUCCCUUGUACUGUGACAAUCAGUCAACGAUUUGCUUGGCUGAAAAUCCUAUUUUUCAGGCAAGAACUAAGCAUGUGGAAAUACAUUACCACUUCAUCAGAGAAAAGGUGUUGCAAGGAGAGAUUGACUUGAAGCACAUUAAAACCGAGCAGCAAAUUGCAGACGUGUUCACAAAAUGCUUAAGUGUGAAUAAAUUUGAAAGUUUAUGUCAACAACUGGGCAUGGUUAUGACAGGAGCUGAUGUUGAGAGGGAGCGUUAA
Messenger RNA from Capsicum annuum, 726 nucleotides. RefSeq names its product secreted RxLR effector protein 161-like. Bases 1 to 726 code for a protein of 241 amino acids. Lineage: Eukaryota; Viridiplantae; Streptophyta; Magnoliopsida; Solanales; Solanaceae. The record is from RefSeq and is a predicted model, not a curated record. The transcript has a single exon.